AUGGUGCAGCCGAGAAAGAACUACAAAGAAGAGAAUAACAUUAUUAUUUCGUGGACUAACAUUGUGAUGAGCGAAGAAAUGGCAAGUUAUGAGUUCAAGAUGCCCACAUCAAUUUUGCUGGAUAAAACAGACGAAGACCUUGUGAUAAAAUGGACAAAGUGUAAGCAACAAUUUAAAACUUUCUUACUGGCAGCGGGCUUGGAACAAAAGUCUGAAAAUAGGAAGGCGGCAAUAUUGUUAAAUUGUCUGGGAGAACAAGUGAAAGAUCUCUAUUACAACGUGCUGAAUGGGUCGGAGGAAAACCAAAAAUACAUAGAUGUAAUCCGUUUACAAGAUGACUAUUUCCUCAAUAAAGCAAAUGAGAUCAUUCAAACAUUUAAAUUCAAUAAAAGGAACCAAUUUCAUGGAGAAUCGUUUGAUGCAUACUUAAGCGACUUGAAAAAGAUGAUAAAACAAUGUAAUUUUGGAGCUGUGGAAGAAAGACUGUUAAGAGAAAAUUUGGUGAUGGAAGUAUCAGAGGCACAGAUUAAAAUAUUCUUAGGCAUGGUAAAUUAUCUAAGAAAAUUUAUUAAUAAUUUAGCGGAUUUAGUACCACCAUUGCAGUUAUUAUUAAAACAAAACACAACAUGGUUAUGGACUGAUUUACAUGAAAACACUUUUAAUAAUAUAAAAACCCACUUAUCUAAAGCUCCAGUGUUGCAAAAUUUUGAUAGUUCUUUGCCUAUUACUAUUCAAUGUGACGCAAGUAAAGAUGGUCUUGGAUGUUGUUUAAUGCAGAAUAAUAAGCCAGUAUCAUACUCUUCCAGAAGUCUCACUAAUGCAGAAAAGAUCUUUUCACAAAUAGAAAAAGAGCUCCUAAGUGUGGUUUGGGCAAACAAAAAGUUUCACUACUAUGUUUAUGGAAGACCUUGUACUAUACUAAAUAAUCAUAAGCCACUAGAAACCAUAUUAAAAAAGAGCAUCCAUGAAAUACCAUCUAUUCGUUUACAAAGACUUAAAUUAAAAUUGUUGAAAUAUGAUAUCACUUUUCAGUAUCUAAAAGGUAAACUUAUGUAUAUCGCUGACUUGUUAUCUAGGUCUUAUUUGGAUGAAAUUGAUGAGGAUUAG
Messenger RNA from Parnassius mnemosyne (clouded apollo), 1107 nucleotides. The record is from the annotation of a GenBank genome assembly. NCBI's taxonomy places the organism in Eukaryota, Metazoa, Arthropoda, Insecta, Lepidoptera, Papilionidae.